AUGGAUGCCUCACACCCCGACCUCCUCGGACACUACACGACAGCGGCACCUGCUGCAGCUGCACCACCUCAGUUGCUGCUUCCCGUCAUUGGCAACAGCCCUACUGCCAGGUCCCGACCGACCCACCGACCCACCGGCACGGCAACACCCUCCGCUGCACCCGGAAAGGGUCUUUUGUUGCAACCCGCUUUGUCGUACAGCACGUCAUCGCUUAGGAAGAUACGGCUGGCUGCCUCCUGGCAGAUGAGAGCCAGCGGCGGUCUCACCUCACACUCCAGGACACCGUUGCAACCCUAUGUAACAUACAUACAUAUGGACUGA
This is a messenger RNA of Volvox carteri f. nagariensis, 321 nucleotides long. RefSeq lists its product as uncharacterized. The coding region runs from base 1 to 321 and encodes 106 amino acids. The record is from RefSeq and is a predicted model, not a curated record. NCBI's taxonomy places the organism in Eukaryota, Viridiplantae, Chlorophyta, Chlorophyceae, Chlamydomonadales, Volvocaceae. The transcript is spliced from 4 exons.